This is a messenger RNA of Orbilia oligospora ATCC 24927, 432 nucleotides long. RefSeq lists its product as uncharacterized. The coding region runs from base 1 to 432 and encodes 143 amino acids. Lineage: Eukaryota; Fungi; Ascomycota; Orbiliomycetes; Orbiliales; Orbiliaceae. The record is from RefSeq and is a predicted model, not a curated record. The transcript has 2 exons.
AUGAUUGACGAAGCUAUCCAAAACAGUAAGCGCCACAGUGGCACUGAAACACCACGAGAAUUGAUGAUCGAAAUUGAUUUUGACGACGAAAACGCCAAGAGUAUUGACCUCGUAGCAAUUGAAAGAACAUGGUCAAAAAGACUAGAGCAACUUGAAAUCAAAUUAAAUCCUUACAAUACUGAGCUCGUCCCGUCGAUUUCUCACGAAAACAUCCCAUCCGAGCCUCUAGCAAGAUGGUACUGCGAGACAACAGCCGACGGCUUUUUCCAUGAUAUAGGAGAAGUUCGAAAGCUUUCAAAGUUUCCCAACAUCUACCUAGAUUGUAAAAACCAAGAUCAAAGAUUUGGUGUGUAUGGGAGAAAUAUUGGAAGUGACGCAGGCGCAACUUGCGGCUUAAUAUCAGAGGUCUCAAGAGGGCUUUCUCGGCUCUGA